AUGGUUUCGACCAAGAUAAAAGAUUUAGAAGUGAUACGGCCCAUUGUACACAGUAACUGCAUUCAUGGUUUAGUUGCAAUCCUACGAGCGAUGUUUCAGCUGCACAUCGAAUUUGCGGAUGCCGAACGAGUGCACGAUAGUCAGUUAGUUUUUUCGACUGUUCAUGCAAACAAGGAGGAACUAACCAAUGAAUUAUCUAUAGCAAUGCAGCGAUUAUGGGCUGAUCAAGGUGUCCAAGACUGUUACCUACGUUCUAACGACUUUCUAGAUAAUCUGCCAAGGCUCAGUGAAGCAGGUUACAUACCAACAGAGCAGGAUUUAUUACGCACCCGAAUUAAAACUACCGGCAUCACCGAAGUUCUUUUUGACCUCAAAGGUCUUACGUUCAGAGUGAUUGAUGUUGGUGGACAGAGAUCGGAGCGUAAGAAGUGGAUUCACUGUUUUGAUAAUGUUAAUGCUAUAAUUUUCAUUUCUUCAUUAUCCGAAUAUGACCAAACUUUACGCGAGGAUAAUUGUACGAAUCGAAUGCAAGAAUCGUUGAAGCUUUUUGAUUCAAUAUGUAACAGUCCAUGGUUUGCCAUAAUACAUUUCAUUUUGUUCCUUAACAAAAAAGAUCUCUUUGCUGAAAAAAUUAAGCGCUCUCCAUUGAAUGUUUGUUUUCCCGAAUAUAAAGGUCAGCAGAACCAAACUGAGUGUAUAAAUUAUAUUCAAUGGAAAUUUGAGCAACUAAAUAGCUCAUCGAAACGUGAAAUUUAUUGCCAUCAAACAUGCGCAACAGAUACCAACAAUGUUCAGUUUGUAUUGGACGCGUGCCUUGAUAUGAUCAUUGCAAAGAAUCUCAAGUCAAUGGGGCUCUGCUGA
Molecule: messenger RNA, 861 nt
Organism: Enterobius vermicularis (human pinworm)
Lineage: Eukaryota; Metazoa; Nematoda; Chromadorea; Rhabditida; Oxyuridae
Source: the annotation of a GenBank genome assembly